Molecule: messenger RNA, 3575 nt
Organism: Micropterus dolomieu (smallmouth bass)
Lineage: Eukaryota; Metazoa; Chordata; Actinopteri; Centrarchiformes; Centrarchidae
Gene: mylz3
Product: myosin, light polypeptide 3, skeletal muscle
Exons: 6
Coding region: 2635-3087 (150 amino acids)
Cellular component (GO): contractile muscle fiber; myosin II complex
Molecular function (GO): calcium ion binding
Source: RefSeq, a predicted model, not a curated record
AGCUUGGUCACCUCAUGAAUAAGUUAUUUGACAGUCAAAUGUUAUGCUAAUCAGGUUGAAUUUUCCAUAUUCAUUGGAUAUGGAUACAGCAUGCAAGCGGUCUAAAAAUGUCCAUUGUGUGAGCUGUAAACACUGAGUUUUAUGGCAUUUAGCUCGCUAAUGAAACCACAUAUUAUAGUGAUAAGUGUCUAAAAUCCUCUGUCCCUCCUCCAUGGGUCCCUUGGCUCAACUGUCUCUAUUCCAAAUAAGGCUCACGUAACACUCCUGAAAACCAAGCGGCGACACAAUACCGCUGCUCUUUUUUUAACCUCCAGCCUAUGCUUCUUUAUGGCCUGAUGCCAGCUUUGGUCUUAGAUGGGAGGUUGGGGGGGAGGGGGUCGGGAGGUUGUUACUACACCAGAGAGUCUUGAGGAGCAGGAGCGUUCGUUUACUCCACCCCCAUCGCCACAGAGAAACCAAACACCUCCAGCAGGAAUGGGAGUAAAAAUAGAGGUCAUCUGUCCCGAGGCGUGGUCUCCUGGACACGUCUCUCACUGUGGUUCACUCGGUCUCACAAAUGUCCUCUGGCUACUUCAGCUGCGGGACAUAACCGUUGUGUGUUACAGAGCUGAUGACAAGUUGGUGCAGUCUGGCAGCAUGCUUACAGCAGCCGUUCACACUGUUAGUGAAUUAUCUAACCCUGUGCACUUUGUCUCUGUGUCUAUGUGCACUUGCUCUUCCUCUCAGCUGUGUCUUUUUGUCCUUGGGAGCAAACGUGGAUGGAGAAGGGAAAAAGUUUAAUUCCAAACCCACAUGCUAAAAAUUUGACACUACUUCACAAAAAAUAUGUUCUAAUGAUGUACGACGUUUGCAUUUAUGAUGUAUUGGUGGAUUUCCAAGCAGCUAAAGAUUUUUGGUUCAUAAAAGACCACAGCUGCACAAAAUACCGUCAGGAAAUCACUUGCAAAGACUUGAGCUGGUUGUAACACUACAGAGUUAAAGCUGACAAUUGAUUACUCAUGGAAAUUGUGCAGCAAUUAUAGAAUUUUAGGAGUGUAACUGCCCUUAAUUCAUACAUUUAGUAUAAUUUUAAUAAGCCAUUGGAGGCUUGUGGGAACUGCAGAGCUCAGUAUUUGGGACGCAGACUGCAUCUCAUACAGAGUACUUUACCCUUCAAUGCAGGGAAAAUUCACGGGUCAGCAUAUGAAUCUAUGCACAGAUUAAACGAUAUGACUGUUUAAUGACAUUUUUCAGUUUAAACAAAUUUAAAAAUAUAAAGAGAAGCAGCCUCUCAGUUAUAACAAACAAAAUGGAGCAUACAGUGAAUCCAAUGCAGAUGCUAAACACAGUGUAAUAUCUUCAUUCGUAAGAACCAAUGAAAAUGUUUACCUUCACCUCAUUUACAAAACUACAUAAUCAUCUUUGAAACUACUAAUAACUUUGUUUUAAUACAUUUAUACAUGCUCCAGUUGAUAUUGACGAAACAAUGUCAACAGUAGUAAGAGGGUCUUAAGUUGGGUUUGUUUAGUCAAAUAACUGUUUUCAUAUUUAAGAACUGACUCAUUGAGUAAUCAAGAAUCAGAUCGGGACUUUAACUAAAACAAACUUUAUUUGGUCUUGUGAAAGUAAAUAUACUGUGCGAAAAGUUUGUACAUUUUCGGCCUUUUUCUGUUUCUGCAUGAGACUGUCUUCAAGACUAUGUCCAUCAGACACUUUAUGGCAAUGUUUUGUUUUAUGCAUCUACUGCAUUAAGAAUAGAUUCCUUCUGAUGUGGCCAUCAGCACCAUGGAUAGCUCUGAUGGAGAUGGAAAUGUUAGGGGAGCAGGUGAUUUAACCUCCAUAGGUGAGGCAGUUAAGUCUUCACUUAUGGCUAACUUAAUCUGUUAGGAUCAUGUUAUAACCUAAAUUUCACCACAGUGUGAUUGUCUUUUCAUUCUGCUGCAUAUAGUGUAUAUCCAAGACAUUUUGGUCAGGCAAGUGAAGCUUGCAUUAUAGUGCUCAAUUCAGCUACAGAACGUUUUAAGGACAGGUGCAUUGACAGGUAACAUCAAUAAACAUCAUAGUCAUAGUAAGUAAAUUCAGUAAACUGACACUGACUUUUUUUUUUUUAAAACCCUGCUCAAAUGGAAUCAACUUUUGAAACUGUUUUUGCCCUGCUGUUAUUUCACCAUAAGAGGAGGAGAGGAGUCUCUGUUUAAAAAUACCACCUUGUAAACGAGCUCUCUGGACUUGGAGCCCCUUCUGAAGUGGGCCAAUAGGUAGCUGAGUUUUCUGCAUUUCCACUGACGGUUCAAUUGUAUAUCUCUUUCAGACGUUUAGAUGUCGAGUCAAUGAAAGCAUUUUCUCUUCAUAGAAAUACGUUUUUAAAAAAACUGUUACAACAGAGACACAAGACAAGAGUCUUGUCAGUUAUUUUGCCUUCUAAAAAUAGCCCUUUCCCCUUCUAAAGGCCUACUCCCCGCACAGCUCUCCUUUCCGUUUGCCCUAAGAAAGUUAAAGAUGUUCCAGCAUGUCAUCUGAUCCGCCCUAUUAGCAUACGUGACAUCACAUGCCCGGGAUAAAUAAGAGGGGGGCUUUGACCAUGGCUCAGGACCACUCUGUCUUGGGACUUCAGCUUCUCUUCUCCUUUCUUUCCUGCAGCUCCAGGUCUCCAAAAUGACUGAGUUCACACCAGACCAGAUUGAGGACUUCAAGGAGGCUUUUGGUCUCUUUGACAGAGUUGGUGACAGCCAGGUGGCCUACAACCAGGUGGCUGACAUUAUGCGCGCUCUGGGCCAGAACCCCACCAACAAGGACGUUACAAAGAUUCUGGGCAACCCAACUGCUGACGACAUGGCCAACAAGAGGCUCAACUUCGACGCUUUCCUGCCCAUGCUGAAGGAGGUCGACGCCCUCCCGAAGGGAACCUAUGAUGACUACGUUGAGGGUCUGCGCGUCUUCGACAAGGAGGGCAACGGCACAGUCAUGGGCGCUGAGCUGCGUAUCGUGCUGUCCACCCUGGGAGAGAAGAUGACUGAGCCUGAGAUUGAUGCCCUCAUGGCCGGCCAGGAGGAUGAGAACGGCAGUGUGCACUAUGAGGCUUUCGUCAAGCACAUCAUGUCUGUGUAAGAGGCCAGCAGUGGGAGUGCUGAAGAAACUGUAGCUCACCUACAGACAGCCCAACAGUGUCCAGGACAUCUACACUGUGUCAAAGACCAACCAAGGAAAGACAAGGACUAUGUACAAGGGAUGUUGAAGCAAACCCAUCUUGUUGUUUAUUUUGUUUUCCUUUCGUCUCAAACCCUCUUAUCUCGGGACAUCACCAUCGCCUCUCUAUUGUAGACCCCCUCAUCACUUGGCCUCUACUCCCCCCCCCCCGGGGCGCGUCUCCACUCACCACAUGGGGUGAGGAACGGGGGAGAAGGGGUGACCGCUCAUCAAGUGAGGGUAGACCCCUCCCUUCCCACCGCCACCUCAUUCAGUCAAGCCAUCGCUGGCCCAGCAAAGCCAAAGGUGCUGGUCGUGGAUAGACCGCCAAAUGUCUCCCGCUUCCCUGAAAAGUUGUAUUUAUUGUCACUCUGUUCAUUUCAGAAUAAACUUUUCCAACGUACAUCCCA